This is a messenger RNA of Lutzomyia longipalpis, 1388 nucleotides long. RefSeq lists its product as uncharacterized. NCBI's taxonomy places the organism in Eukaryota, Metazoa, Arthropoda, Insecta, Diptera, Psychodidae. The transcript has 3 exons. The coding region runs from base 36 to 1358 and encodes 440 amino acids. The record is from RefSeq and is a predicted model, not a curated record.
GUCUUUAGUAUUUCCGUGGAAGUCGUGGAAGUGCAAUGAUUGUGGUUUUUGUGGUGAUUUUGCAAAUAAAGUGCAUUUUUGGCGGGAUUUUAUUUCUCCCUGGAAGUUUUCCAGGUUUUCCAAUCAUCCAACCUACAACAUCCCUGCCAGAGAUCAUAAUAAAUCGUGAUGAAUUUCGGGAUUUUUGGUUCCCUCCUGAAGAAUGGAAUCAGGCUGAAAAUCUUCCCGAAAUCAUUAUUAAUCGCGAUCAGGAAUUUCGGGGGAAUUUCCUACGAUCCUCCACAACUGGAAUGUCUGGAAUGCCUGGAAUAAUCCUCAAGGAGCUACACUGCCUUCCAGGGAGAUUUUUUCGCGCCAAAAUCAAUUUGAAAUCUUCAAUGCAAAUUCCAACGAUCGUCGGAGCUACAUCGAAUUGUGCGCUGAAGCAAAACGGGGAGAUCGUUAGAAUUGAAAUCCCAUCAGGAAGCUUCCAGGAAUGUGGUGUAUCCCUUUGCGGGGAUCGGGAUUUAUGUUUGAGAUUGCGAUUUCCCACUGUUGUGGGUCUGAAGACAGCCUCGGAUCAUUUAGUGACCCUAAAGUGUCACCCACAGCAACCCUUAGUUAUUCAGGAUCAUGUCCUGAGGGUCCUAGCCAUUGACAAUCCUUCUGAUGCAAGAAGAAUUUCAGCUGUGCUCGAAGGAGGUACCCAGCAACCCUUUCGAAGUCAAAUAGCACUCUUUAGACGACACAGCGAUGGAACAUUCACGGAACCCCUAGCCCAGGGAGCUGAAGUCUUCCUGGGAGAGGAUUUAAUGCUCCGAGCUCAGGUUAAGCCGCAAGAUGGAUGGAAUUUAACUGGAAUGUCAGACAUUUUUCUAGCAAGGACAUCAAAAUCUGGAGAAGUUCUGAACUCCGCCAUUUUGGUAACACGCGAGGGAUGCGUUAAUCCAACCAUGAGAGCCAUCUGUCCGGAAGAACCCUCUUUUGAUCCUCCUCUUGGUCAGAAGUUCCUCUUCAAAGCAGCCACCUUCCCAGAAAUGCUUCCUGAUGAGGAAAUUGUCCUCAAUGUGAGAGUUUUUGGGUGUCUUAAUCGUUUGGAUUGCGUUUCAAGAAGAUGUCAUUCCAGGACAGGUUCCAGGGCGAAAAGGAACCUCAAGAAUCUACAAUAUGAAAUAUCGAGAAUAUCCUUCAGGGUAGUUCUUCCUGAAGAACUAAAGAUCCAUGAGCAGACUGAUGGAAGCUUGGAUAGAAAGAAGCUUUUCAGGAAGUCUGGAGGACACCUUACCGCAAUAUUUAGCCUAGGAGUAGUUGCAAUCUUUUGUUUAGGAUGUACCAUUCUUCUUGGAGUUUUGUGGAGGAAAUUCAAUCAAAUAUAUUGACUUCUAAUUCAAAUAUUUUUUUGUUAAUUA